CAAAGUAGAGCUCUCCAUGGUAAAUAAUGCAGAUCUUGAGGGUCCAAAGGUCUUAGUCUUUGACACAGUGACUCCUGCUGAUAAACCAUCACCACCAAAAGAUCUUCGUAUAAGAGCAAGUGAUACGAAAUCAUUUCAUCUUACAUGGAAUAUUCCAGAGUUUACAAAUGGCCGAUUGCUGACGUAUCAGGUAACAUGCUACGUGAACGCAACAUACGUAGUGUUAAAGCAAAUACUGGCGUCUGAGACUAGCGAGACAUUUGUCAGUAAUCUUGAGUCUGAGACAACGUAUGAGUGUGAAGUCAAAGCAUCAACAAAAGCAGGUUAUGGACCCGUGGCGAAAGACUCUUUUCAAACAGAAACAGGAGGGAGUCAAGAAUGCACAAGACAACCCAAUACAAAUCAACAUGUACAUGUAGGUUUUAUCAUUGGGGUGGCGAUAGGUGGCGCGCUGUGUAUCCUGAUAUUAAUUGUCAUUAUCGCUGUACUUCUCAGACGAAACAAAAGUUUCAGGAACACAUCAGAAAGUAAAUUGGACAAAGACUACCAAAAUAUGGAAUCAAUCCCUACGGGACGACAUGAACAGAGUAUGGAGUAUGAUGGAAUUGAAAUGA
Owenia fusiformis is the source of this 614-nucleotide messenger RNA. The record is from the annotation of a GenBank genome assembly. Lineage: Eukaryota; Metazoa; Annelida; Polychaeta; Sabellida; Oweniidae.